Molecule: messenger RNA, 5498 nt
Organism: Uloborus diversus
Lineage: Eukaryota; Metazoa; Arthropoda; Arachnida; Araneae; Uloboridae
Exons: 4
Coding region: 565-5358 (1597 amino acids)
Source: RefSeq, a predicted model, not a curated record
CGGAUGUUCCCUCAUUAGCCCCGAAGUCUUUUUCGAAUUCGGAAUCGGCGUGCUGUCAAAUCGCUUGUUGUUAUUCUUCAUCAGAGCAACACCUGAUGAGGACUGCAUAGUGCGUCUAUGUAUUGUGUGUGUGUGUGUGCUUCACUGUUUUACCUUCUCUUCAGACUUUUUCACCAUACUUUUUAAAACACUUAAUUCACAGAUGUUGUCACGCCGUUGUUGUCCAAUCAUAAUGUUCUUAGUAGAUUAGAAGAUAAAGAGACUUUGCAAUAGUACAGCAGUCACAUCGCCGGUGGUGCGGUUGCUGCACCACGGCGGUAGUGCGACCACCCGCCACUUUUGGCACAUUUUGAAAAAAAAAAAAAAAAUACAUGACUUUCAAAUAAAUGUAAAUGUAAGAAUCAAGCAUUAAAAACAUUUUGGACCAACGUAAGAGACAAUCGAUCAGUAAAAGAAUUAAAAGCAGAACGAUACCAUCAUUUUUAUGGUACCGGUGAAAUAAAAGAGGGAAAAAUUGAUUGCCAGGUUUUAAAAUGCACUUCCUUGUUGAAAGGACAAUGGAGGAUGCGAACCUGUACUCAUAGAAUUGAAGACUUUCAAAACCCCUCAAACAAAAUGCAACAAGGCUGUUGUGACAUGUACGGACUGAGCGUCGAAAAGUCUAUUGUCAUGAGAAUGAGCUCCGACUUGAUGGAGCCCAUAGAGCUUAUCCAUCACCAAAGCGAUAGAGUCUCUCCGCCGCUUGAAAGUGCUCAUAACAACUGCUCGGGUGACGAAGAUGGCAACAGCAGCAGCGAACACAACCAAAAUCGGAGUCCCCCCAUCAGCAGCAGCUGCGAGAACAGCACGAUGGAAGAGCCGGGAUUUAACAAGACGGCCAAGAAAAGACGCAAGCAGAGCAAUCCUAUCCGUUAUCAAAACGUAACCACGCCUGUAAUGCCGAUGCUUGAGAGUGAGGUCGUCGCUGACGAAGAACCUGAGCAGGAGGAGGAUCAAGUGCUUGAUCUGCAAAUGAGUAAACUGGAAGCUAAGUUUGAAGGACUGCAGUGUCACCACUGUAGCGGUUCCUUUGAGAAUGAAGACCUCCUUAGAGUGCACGUCGAAGAAGAACAUGUCCAGAAAGUACUGGAAAGGCAGCUCCAGCAGCAAUCCUACAACAAAUCUACCUCAAACACUAGAGAAGGAAGCAGCGAUCCAGCCAAAGAAAAUUCAUCAAAACUUCCUAACAGUGACAUGAAUUUGCAGCAGCAAAUUAUACCAGUUGAUCAAAGCAGAAGUAGUCCGAUGGAUGGCGUCAUACCAGAAAGUAGGGAAUACAAAAAUCCACAUUUUCCCUUUCCACCGAUUCCACCUUUCAUUCCAUUUUCAAGAAGUGAUGACUCAAAAUCCGGAAACAUCCCAGUACCACUCUCUAUGUUCCCGAAUCCAAUGACACCUUUUCUUUUUCCAGUCAUUCCUCAAGGACAAACCCCGCCCGUUUCCAAUGGUAAUUCACAUUCCAGUCAAGGGGUCCGAAUUUUCAACCUGGAAGCAUACUGUGAACUUUGCAACAAAGAAUUUUGCAACAAAUAUUUCUUAAAAACCCAUAAAGCAAAUAAGCAUGGCAUUUACUCUGUAGAAUCAAUAGUAAGCUCCCCAUAUGGUGGGCCUUUUCUCUCACCCAGCAUGAACAGUCCGAUUCCUCUUCCUCACUUAUUGCAAACUCCUACAUCCGAAUCACUUCCUUCACGAACGGGUCUUGUAAAUAUAGAAUCAUACUGUGAAAUCUGUCAAAAAGAAUUUUGCAACAAAUAUUUCCUUAAAAAACAUAGACAAAAGAUUCAUGGAAUAAUCGAACCUGGACAGAAUAUCUCCCCGAGCACUACUCCUUCCCAAGACACAAAAAGCAAUUCACCCGUGAUGACAACGUCAGCUCUUUCUUUAACUUCAGCCCCCAGUUUUUCUGAAAAGAGUCAGGAAGAAAACAAGGAUUCAAUGGCUGCAAAACUGGAAUUUCCUUCUUUAUUUAACAUUCAGAAUCAUAAAACGAGUACUCCUACAAUAUCCACUGCUGUGACUAUUCCUAUUUCAACCUCUACUUCAUGUCCACCAGUUAGUUCUGGUGCAAUGCAGCCGAGUCUUCAAUCCCCAGGACAUCAAGGGUCUUCGAAUGAAAACUCUGUGUCUCAUGUUUUCACACCAGAGAAGCUGAGAGAAAUGGGAGUGAUCAAUGCUGAUGCAUUUUGUGAGUUAUGUUGCAAAGAGUUUUGCAACAAGUAUUUUCUUCGAACCCACAAAUUGAAUAAGCAUGGAAUCAAUAUGCCAGAUAUUUCUCCCGGUAAACCUCCAGGGCCCGGACAACUAUCUAGUCACAGUCAGGGAAGUCUAUCAAAUGAAAAAGGAGAAGUGAAUUUUGAUGAAAACCGUUUCGCUGAUGAUUUAUUACAGGAAUCUCACUCCAGUCUCACUUUUGAAGGACUUAGUGGUGAGUUGUCUUGUGACUUCUGUAAUAGACCAUUUUCUAGUCUUUAUCUGCUAAAAAUGCACAAGUUUUACUCUCACAACAUUCCUUACAUCAAAGAAGAAAGCAAAUCUAAGCCGAACUCCCCAACUUCAGAAAAUAUUAACCAGGAAAAUAAAGAAAAUGAAUUUAUAAAGCCUCAUUUACCUCUUCCUUUACCUUCAUUACUUCCAGAAAAUACGCCUACCGCAUUACAAGAAGAUGCAGCUAGUCAAGACCUGCAAAAACUUCAAAGCAUGAUACGUGAAUUGAAUGCUUCAGCUGGUAAUGAAAGUAACAAGAUUAUAUGCAAUUUGUGUAGGCUCGAAUUCGACAACAAAUACUUCUUGAGAGCUCAUAUGAUGAACGAACACGGUGUUCUUCCAAAUGAGGAUGGUCAUGUUCCUGGACAUAAUCAUACAGAUUUUACUCUACAGUCAAAACUCUCAGAUUGCUCAUCAGAUUAUCAAAGGUUAAACUAUACAAACGCGUCUUCAACUGUUGAUUCUGAGGCAUAUUGUGAAAUUUGUCAAAAAGAAUUUUGCAGCAAAUACUUCCUGAAAACACACAAGCAAAAUAUACAUGGACUUCCAGUGGAUAUGAGUUCUACUCCUAAGAAAUCCCUUUCGGAUGAGGUAUGUCAGAUAAAAACGAUAGUUAACAAUACAAUAUCGACAGCUCUUGUACCACUUUCCUCUAACGGACCCUUAACUCCCAAUUCUAAUACUAUUACAGCUUCCAACAUUUCAACAUGUCAGCCUCCAAUUCUUUCUCCAUUCUCCUCUAUUAGUUCACACAUUCCUGUUAUAACGUCAAAUAAUUCAGUGGUAGCACUUCAAAGUCAAGUUUCUAGUCCUUCUACUCCUUUACUUGCAUCACAGCCUUCUACAACAGCUAUACCGAACUCACCUGGAAGCACUGCUCUUACAUCUAUUGCUUCGCUUUCUCAAAGUCUUACUCCUACCUCAAAUGCUGUUCAUUCUACGAGUGUUAACCAGUUACCAAGCAAUCUAUCUAUUCCCAAGAUUUCCCCUUUGCCAAAUAUUAGCCACAGUCUUUCUUUGCCUAUUACAACCAACAACACAUCUUCAUCUCUUAAUAGCAUUGCUCAGAUUGCUUCUGCUCACCAAGCACAUUUGCCAAGUCUCCAUCAUAGCAACGUAAUAUCUUCGCUAGGAGAUAAGCCACGGAACUUAACUGGACGAAAUUACUGCAACAUUUGCAAUAAAGAGUUAUGCAACAAGUACUUCAUGAAAACGCACAUGCUUAAAAUGCAUGGAAUCAAUCUUGACAGCCAGCCCCAUGAAGCAGCACGAAUAAGUACUAUAGGAGGAGUCCAAUGUGAUAUAUGCCAAAAAGAAUUAUGUAGUAAAUAUUUCUUGAAAGUUCAUAAGCAGAACACUCAUGGAAUUUUCGAGGAAGGUUCCCAAGUAAAAGAUCCCAGAGAACAUUCCCCUUUCAUGGAAAAAGAACAAUCACCACAAGGUCUAGAUCUAAGUGAUCCAAGCGGCAGAUACUUCAGCCAUUAUCCAGAAAUUUGCCCCGUUUGCAACUGCCGCUUUAAAAGCAUCAAGUGGCUAAAAGCCCACAUGAUAAGCGAUCAUGGCAACAUACUUAAGGAAAAUUUUCCUCACAAUGCUCUUCCUUUAACACCGGAAAACAACAAUUCCCCAGCUGAUAGCAACUGCUUGUGUGUUUUGUGCGGGCAAGGAUUUCCCGACAAAGUUGCCCUACAUGUCCACCUGAUCAAGGAUCAUCAUUCGCCCUCCGAAGAACUGGGAGUCGUCGCCAACAACUCAGGGAUAAAAACGUCAACGGCGGACAGCACCCAAUCUUCCACGGCUUUGAUGGUCCCGGAACAAGUGGCUCGAGUCAACGGCACGACCUCACCCGGCAAUGGGCCCAGUGGCAAUACCCCGCCAAGAGUAUCUACACACCCGAAGCCCCAUGGCGGCGGUGGCAGUCGUAUCUAUCACUGCUCCUUUUGCGUUUACUCCACGCGCUGGCUAUCCAAUCUGUACGCACACGAGAAGCGGCAUACCGGAGUGAACACCGAAGGUGAGAAGAAGUUCGUCUGUCGGGUCUGCCAUAGGGCGUAUCGAUACAACCACUCCUUACAGCGUCAUUUUCUCAGCCACCGGGCCGCGGGACUCAACAUCAAAGACAUGUCUCAGCCCCUCAUCGUGAGUUCGCAGUUGGCUCCUUCGCUCGGCAACAGGCCGUGGCAUUUCCACCGCAAAGUACACGAGGUCGGCAACCUCAGUGGCAAAGCCGGAGGAGGCAACAAAAUCAAACGCUACCGUUGCAGCAAGUGUAACAAGAAGUUCCGCAGCCGGGAAUUGUGUCUGGCUCACAUUCAUGCUUCACACGGUAAGCGGGCCGGCUCGACGUCCCAGAAGGGCGUCAGGCCAUUCCGGUGCCGUUUCUGUGGCUUUCUGACCAGAGCCUGGAAUGUGCUUCGAAUACAUAUCAACCGGCAGCACCACGGCGAGCUCCUCAAACAGCACCAACAGUCCUUCGACGAGAACAGCCUUCCCGAAGAAGAAGAGGAGAAGGAGGUAGAGCCUGCCACCACCUCGACCAACAACCAGGCGGAUCCUGCUUCUCCAGAAUCUCCUACGAGGGAAGGAAUCGCCGAGGGAUUUCCGGUCGGUCUGCCUCCGCCGCCCCCAAACAGCCCCCACCUGCCGAUGACUUUUGCCAUGCCUCAGAAUCCCCCAACUGCUGGUUCCUUCAUCAUGCAGCCCUUUCUCCUUGCCCAGCCGGAAUGCGAUGGAGUCACCCGCAACGGCACCUUCGUGCCGUCUCUAGUCUACCUCCCAGUGUGCCAGAAAGUCUCUCAGCCUAUGACUGUGGCUUUCACGCUGACUCCCGCAUGAAGGCUUCCAAGAGGAUGACGCCUAUUGUAAAGAGUAAUAACAAUUUCUGUAUGGAGGUUCGCGCCUCAUCGAGGCUUAGCUUCGCUGUAAUAUAUUUUCUGUGAGAACGAAGUUCAGGUCCCGAUGAGCCCCGCGGGCCA